Chelonia mydas (Green sea turtle) is the source of this 2275-nucleotide messenger RNA. RefSeq names its product solute carrier family 10 member 3 (gene SLC10A3). The record is from RefSeq and is a predicted model, not a curated record. Lineage: Eukaryota; Metazoa; Chordata; Testudines; Cheloniidae. The transcript is spliced from 2 exons. Gene Ontology annotation, cellular component: membrane. Gene Ontology annotation, biological process: bile acid and bile salt transport. Gene Ontology annotation, molecular function: bile acid:sodium symporter activity. Bases 16 to 1698 code for a protein of 560 amino acids.
CAAUCAGCAGUCCGAAUGUCCCUAGCUUCACCAAUCAGGAUACAGGAGGUCGCAGACUCCCAACCAAUCAGAGGACACCGAGUCCUCAGUCCCGCCCUGUCUUUUCAACGUACUUCCGGUCCCCAGGCCCAUCCCCCACGGUCCGCAGCCGCUUCCGUGGUGGGUGGAACCAUUGUGCGAUCGUGUCCCGCGGGGCGGGGCCAGGGCUGUGACGCAACAGAGGGGCGGGACCGAAGGGAUCCGGACGCUGCCGAGUCAAGUGGGGCCCGCGGGGCGGUGCCAGGUUGGCAGGGACACCUGGCGACAGAGCAAAGAAGCCUCGGACGCAUCCUGGCUGAAGGACGUCCCCAUGUGCCAGAGUCGCUGGAGACCAGGCGCCCGUGGGCAGUGAGACCCCCUGGCAUGGCACAGGCCCUGCCGCUCCUGCUGCUGCUGGGCUGCUGGGCCCGGCCAGCCAGGGGGCAGCCGGCCGGCACAUACCUGAGCAUGGGCGACGGCAGCACCCUGGAGUUCGACUUCCCCGAGAGGAGCCGGGGCAUCAUGGUGGUGUCCAGCCGCUACCCGGGCGCCAACGGGACGGCAGGCGGUACCCGGCUCAGCGCAGCCUCGCUGGCGCCCGCUGUGCUGACGGUGGAAAACAUCAGCACUCUGUGCUGUGGGGCGAGGGGCUUCCUGGUGGCCAUCCGCUCGGGCCUGGCUGGGCUGGCACCGCUCCGGCUGCGCCUGCUGGACCAGCACCAGCUGGUAGAGGAGCGAGGCGAGUUCCGGGUGCGAGUGCUACCAGGCGAGGAGCCGGAGCACCUGGGGUUGGGCCACUUCUCGGAGAACCCGCUGCUCUACGCUCUCCUGCCCCUCAUCUUCGUCAACAAGUGCGCCUUUGGCUGCAAGGUGGAGCUGGAGGCACUGCGGGAUCUUGCGCGCCAGCCUCACCCCGUCCUCCUGGGCAUCCUGGGCCAGUUUGUGGCCAUGCCCCUCUACGGCUACCUCAUGUCGCUGGCCUUCGCCCUGCCCAAGGCGCUGGCGCUAGGGCUGGUCGUCACCUGCUCCUCGCCAGGUGGGGGCGGCGGGUACCUCUACAGCCUCCUGCUGGGCGGGGACGUCACCCUGGCCAUCUCCAUGACACUGCUGUCCACGGUGGCGGCCGCCGGGCUGAUGCCGCUCUCCUCAGCGCUCUACGGGCGGCUGCUGAGCGCCCACCAGAGUCUGCACGUGCCCUUCGCCAAGAUCCUGGCCACGCUGCUCUUCAUCGCGGUGCCCAUCUCGGCUGGCCUGCUGGUGAAGUGCAAGCUGCCUAGGGUUGCCCGCCUGCUGCUGCUGCUCAUCAAGCCCUUCAGCUUCGCCCUCAUCCUGGGCGGGCUCUUCAUGGCCUACCACAUGGGGGCGUUCAUCCUGGCUGACGUGCGGCCACCUGUGGUGCUGGCUGGACUGAGCGUGCCCCUCUUUGGCCUCCUGCUGGGCUACCUCCUGGCCGCCUGCCUGCGGCUGCCAGGCCCACACCGCCGGACGGUCAGCAUUGAGGUGGGGGUGCAGAACAGUCUGCUGGCCCUGGCGGUCUUGCAGCUCUCCUUCCGCCGCCGGCAGGCCGACUACGCCUCCCAGGCCCCCUUCGUGGUGGCACUGAGCAGCACGGCUGAGAUGCUGCUGCUGGUGCUGGGCCAUCUCCUCUAUAAGAAGCUGCGGCCGCCAGCCAGCCCCUGAGCACCCCCUGCCCCGAGAGGGACUGGGCCCCCUGCUGGAGGCAGCUGCAAAGAGGGCUGUGCUUCCCCAGCCGCUGAGUGCCUCCUGCUGGGGGCAGAGAUGGGAGGAUUCAGGGACCUGCUGUACAAGGAACUCUGGGCCCAGGGCCCUUCCCCGCGGGGGCAGUUAGAAACCAAAGUCUUUCACAUUGGGCCCUAAAUACCCAGCAUUAUUUUUAUAUGAUGUAUUUUCUAUGCUGCUGGCGGUGGCCCCCCAGGAUGUGGGGCCUAGGCUGUUUACAGGAGGGGGGAGCACCCAGGGUGAGGGUUUGAAUAAAGGAGAGAGCGCAACACCGUUUGUGGAUGGAGCUGUUACUGGGGGUGUGGGAGAUAGCAAAGGAGGGGGCUGUAGGCAGCUGGGCUCCCUUUGCUCAGCCAGGACAGGCACAACCUUGAUGCCACCCUGAGAGCAAACAUGGGUGCUGGCCCCAGUGCAGGCUGCUCGGUGCCUGACCCCUGGCAUGGAGAGUGGGGAAGCUAGGAGCCCAUGCCAGGCUGUCUGCCCUGCCCCUCUCUGCCGUGCCACUUCCAAGCUUAAU